This is a messenger RNA of Aspergillus puulaauensis, 1662 nucleotides long. It is a transcript of the gene gmdB, whose product is annotated as general amidase GmdB. NCBI's taxonomy places the organism in Eukaryota, Fungi, Ascomycota, Eurotiomycetes, Eurotiales, Aspergillaceae. The transcript is spliced from 5 exons. The record is from RefSeq and is a predicted model, not a curated record. The coding region runs from base 1 to 1662 and encodes 553 amino acids.
AUGACAAGAUCCUCAUCCCCCAAGGCUAACUGGCAAGCCCUCGUCGCAGUAAAACGCAAGCAACUCGACUCUCAAAUCUCAUCUGAAUGGCGUCUCAGCGACGACAUCCGAGCCUCAGCUCCCGCAGACGGCCAUCUGAUCGAGGCCGGCAUUGUUCGCCGAAGCGGAGUCCUCUCUGAUAAAGAGUUAGAUAUCACAGAGAACUACUCCGCGGCGGACCUAUUACAGAGACUUUCAGGUGGAGAGUUUAGGUCAGUGGAUGUCACGACAGCAUUCUGCAAACGGGCGGCCAUUGCGCAGCAGCUGACCUCUUGUUUAACAGAGCAUUGGUUUGAUAAAGCCAUUGAACGCGCUCAAUUCCUGGACGAAUACCUCCAACGAGAGAAGAAGGUACUAGGCCCGCUCCAUGGCCUUCCCAUCAGUAUCAAAGACAGUUUCUGCGUUGAAGGCAUCCAAAGCACAGUUGGAUAUGUCUCGCUUCUUCAGAAGGAACCAGAGUCGCAUAAUUCGGUCCUAGUUGAGAUGCUCCUCGAUCUAGGCGCAGUGCUUUAUGUGAAGACCAAUAUUCCACAGACGAUGAUGACCGGUGAUUCCGACAACAAUAUCUUCGGCCGGACCCUAAACCCGCAUAAUACGAAUCUAACAGCCGGAGGAUCAAGCGGUGGAGAGGGUGCUCUGAUAGCCCUCCGCGGCUCGAUCCUAGGUAUAGGAACCGACAUCGCAGGGUCAAUCCGCAUUCCAUCUCUCUGCUGCGGCGUGUAUGGCUUCAAGCCUACGACCGACCGAGUUCCCUGGGGCGGCCAAGUAGCAGGUCUAGCCAUGGAGGGUAUCCCAGGCAUAAAGCCAUCAGCGGGUCCUCUGGCGCAUAGUCUGGAAGAUAUCGAGCUCUUCAUGGCCACUGUUCUCAAUGCAGAGCCCUGGAAAUACGAUGCCACUGCGAUUGCAGCACCAUGGCAAGAUCUUCCACUACAUGAGAAUGGCUCGCAAGGAAAGUUAACCAUCGGCAUCUUGCCCGAGAGCAAGGACUUCCCAUUGCAUCCUCCUGUCCGGAGAGCCCUACAGUCGGCGAUAACCGCUCUAUACGAACGAGGCCACCGCAUAGUCCAACUCCCAGAUGACCCCUCGCGAGAUCUUGCCUAUGCAAGCCGUCUAGCAUUCCAAUACUUCACAUACGGACCACACAUUGACCAUAUCGCAUCCAGCGGUGAACCGCUUGUGCCCUCCGUCGCUAAAAUGGCCUCGCCGAUGUUCACGGGUCCGUUUCCGGUUGAUAUGGAACUUCCUCCAUUUGAAAAGAUCAAUGCGCUGCAUACCGCGAGACAGGGGUACGCUGAUGCGUGGCGCAAGUGCUGGGUUGAGAACGGGCUGGAUGUUGUUCUUGUCCCUGGGGCGCAGAAUACAGCUGUUCCGCAUGAUACAUUUGGGUGGCCUCCUUAUACGGUGGUGUGGAAUUUACUUGAUUACCCUGCGUGUAUUAUCCCUUACGGCAAGACUUCGAAGCAACUUGAUUCUGUUCCUAUGGUUAUCAAUGACGGCGUCCAGCCUAGCUACGACCCUGAUGCCGUUGAUGGAUCUCCCUGCGCCAUCCAGGUCAUAACUCCACGCCUCCAGGAUGAAAAGUGCCUCUACGCGGCGCGGAUUAUAGACCAGGAUAUACGAUGA